Messenger RNA from Fonsecaea multimorphosa CBS 102226, 1170 nucleotides. RefSeq lists its product as uncharacterized. The transcript has a single exon. Gene Ontology annotation, molecular function: FAD binding. The coding region runs from base 1 to 1170 and encodes 389 amino acids. NCBI's taxonomy places the organism in Eukaryota, Fungi, Ascomycota, Eurotiomycetes, Chaetothyriales, Herpotrichiellaceae. The record is from RefSeq and is a predicted model, not a curated record.
AUGAGCAGUAUCCGAGUCGCAAUUGUUGGAGGCGGUCCCUCUGGCCUCACGCUCGCACGCCUCCUCCAACUCAACAACCUCCAAUGCACUGUAUUCGAGCUCGACACUGACUCCUUCGGACGAGAUCAAGGUGGAACAGUCGACUUGCACCCACGGGGAGGACAACUCGCCCUUCAUCAUGCGGGUCUGACAGAGGAAUUCAAGAAGCUCUCUCGCCCGGAAGGUGAGGCAAUGAAGUUGCUCAAGUAUGACGGCACCAUUGUGUAUGACGAAAAUACGACAGGCAACGCUCGACCUGAAGAGUACGCCGACCGCCCAGAGAUUGAUCGAACGAAGUUGCGGCAAUUGCUUCUCAACUCACUGGAGCCUGGAACCGUGGUUUGGAACAAAAAGCUGCAGUCUGUACAAAGGUCGUCCUCGCAGGCUGGGAAAUAUGACCUCCAAUUCCAGGAUAGCAGGGAGGAAGGAUUUGACCUCGUUGCUGGCGCUGACGGGGCCUGGUCCAAAGUCCGCUCAUUCCUCACAGACCAGCAACCUUAUUACUCGGGCGUUACCGCCAUUGAGCUGUGGGCCUUGGAUAUCGACAAAAAGCACCAGUGGCUGAGCGAAUUCGUAGGUGCCGGCAAUUGCUUCAUGUUCGAUGAAGGACGCGCAAUCCAAUGUCAGAAAUUGGGAAACAACAGCAUCCGAGUUUACGCCGGAGUGCGACAACCCGAAGAUUGGCUUGAGAAAUGUGGGAUCGACUGGUCCUCACCCGAAAUGGCAAGGAAACAGCUCGUCGAGCAGUAUUAUAGCAAUUGCAGCGACGAUCUGAAGCGAGCCAUCUUCGACGCCCAAGACAAACUCGUUCCACGCCGGAUGUGGAUGUUGCCCGUUGGUUUCCAAUGGAAGUCCGACGUAGGAGUGACCUUGCUGGGAGACGCAGCUCACCUGAUGACCCCCUUUGCUGGCGUCGGGGUCAAUCUUGCCAUGGUCGAUUCAUUGGACCUUGCGAAGGCUAUCAUCGGCUGCGUCGGGGACCGAGAAAAGUUGGCAGAUGCGAUCAAAGCAUACGAGGGUGAAAUGUUGAGCCGGGCAGAGCAAUUCGCAAAGAGGACUUACAGGGGUCUGAUAAAUCAUUUCAGCGCUGAUGGGUGCGAGGAAAUGGCCGGACGUUUGAGAGGAAAAUAG